UCAGUCAGAAACAGAGCAGAGCAGGGGAGCAGAGGUGAUCUCACACUCAUCAGCACAGGAUAACACAACCAUGAUGGGUUGAUUUGGGGGGAGGUGGUUGGAGAGAGGAAGUGUGCAUUCGCCACCCCUUGCCCUGCUAUGGAGACCAACAAAGUUCUUCAUUUCGUGCCUUCUGAGGCACCUCCGUCUGGGAUGUCCAAGAAUGGAUACUUCUUUCAAGAAAUGGAGCAGCGGGAGGCGGAGCAGGAGGAGGGCAGCGAGGGCCGAGAGGAGGGACAGGACUCACCCAUCGCCUGCGGAGAUGACAUCCACCUUUAUGACAACCAGAUCAGCCCCGGGCCAGAUGCUGACGACUCUGGCUGCGUGUUGCUGAACACGUCUAGAAGGUAUGUGAAGCUGAUGAACUUCGAGGAGGAGGUCCGGGCGCUCCGGGACCUGGAUGGCUUCCUGGCCAGGGCAAGUAUCCUGCUGGACGAGACGGCCGCCUCCCUGGACGACGUCCUCAAGAGGAUGCUGCACCAUGUGGGCCAGGAUAGCCACUCCUCUGAGCCCAGCUGCAACUUUGAGGAGGUGAUGAGCAUGCUUUUCACAGAUGCAGGAGCUCAGGAAGUCAACGACAAGUCUCAAAGUUUCGUUUUCUUUGAUGAUGUUCACCUGCUGUCGGAGACGAUUCAGGGAGUGACGGCCACGGCCACCGGGGUCCAGUACCAGCAGUCCUGGCUCUGCAUCCUCUGCAACGUGAAGCACCUCCAAAGGCGUCACGUGUGCAUUUCCCGCCUGGAGAGGCCACAAAACUGGGGGGAGAACUGCUGCGAGGUCCGCUACGUCAUCCUGAUCCUGGCACCAUCCAAAAUGAAAAGCACCAAGACGGCGAUGGAGCUGGGCAGGACAUUUGCCACCCUCUUCUCCGACAUCUCCUUCAGACAGAAGCUGCUGGAGACGAAAACACAGGAGGAGUUUAAGGAGGCUUUGCUGUUCCAGAGGCAUCAGCUGACGGCUGCCAAUCAGCAGCCCACCGCCCUGGGAAAAGAGGAGACCGACCCGCGGAGUCACAAACCUCUCAAGUGUACAGAUUUCUUCAAAGCCGGCCGGGGGAUUUAUGAAGACUUCUGCCGCAGACUCCCUUUCUACCCCUCCGACUUCACAGAUGGUGUAGUUGGCAGUAAUAAAACCCUGCUGAAGUACAUGACUACAGCCAUCUUCCUCUACAUUGCCAUCCUCCUGCCCGCCAUUGCUUUCGGCUCCCUCAAUGAUGAAAGCACCCGCGGCGAGAUCGAUGUUCGGAAAACCAUCAUCGGCCAGAGCAUCGGCGGGGUCAUCUACUCGUUGUUCGCUGGCUCUCCGUUAGUCAUUCCUCUCACCACCGCUCCCCUUGCCAUCUUCAUCAGCGUGAUCCGAGGAAUCUGUGAUGACUACAACCUGGACUUCCCAGCUUUCUAUGCCUGCAUUGGUUUGUGGAACUGCCUCUUCCUCAUCCUGGGGGGCAUUUUCAACGUCAGCCUGCUGAUGAAGCUUUUCAAAAGGUCGACUGAGGAAGUCAUUGCCCUGUUCAUAUCCAUUGCAUUUGUGGUCGAUGCUGUGAAAGGCACAGUCAAAAUCUUUCAAAGGUACUACCACGCACCAACGCUGGCUAACCAGAGCAUGGAUGACUUUCGCCAGGGCGGAGAGCUGCUGGGGGGAAACCGGAGUGAGGCGGUGACCAAGUUCGCCCUCAACGCCUUCCCUGAAUCUCUCAUCCAGUGCACUCGAGAGAGCCCCGUCCUCUGCCUCCUCCUGAUGCUUGGGACGUUAUGGAUGGGCUAUACCCUGUACCAAUUCAAACGGAGUCCGUUCCUCCAUGCCAGUGUCAGAGAGGUGCUGUCGGACUGCGCCCUGCCCAUCUCAGUGCUCAUGUUCUCCGUCGUCGGCUCCUACCUUUUCAGUGACAUUGAGCUUCCAGUGUUUAAAGUUCAUGACCGGCCCAUCUUCAAGGUGGCUCCGUUCGAGCGGCUGUCAGCCAUGAACGUGGUCAGCGCCAUGGGCCUGGGCUUCCUCCUGGCUCUGCUCAUCUUCAUCGACCAGAACAUCGUCGUCUCGCUGACCAACGCACCGGAAAACAGGUUGCUGAAGGGGACGGCGUAUCACUGGGACCUGAUGCUCUCCGGGCUCAUUAACAUCCUGAUGUCUCUGCUGGGGUUGCCCUGGAUGCACGCCGCCUUCCCUCACUCCACCCUGCACGUGCGGCAGCUGGCCUUCGUGGAGCAGCGCGUGGAGGGGGGGCACCUCUACGAGACCAUCGUCCAGGUGAAGGAGACCCGUCUGACGUCUCUGUGCGCCAACAUCUUCAUCGGCGUGUCGGUGCUGCUGCUGCCCGUCCCCCUGCAGUGGAUCCCCAAGCCGGUUCUGUACGGCCUCUUUCUCUACAUCGCCCUCACCUCCAUCGACGGGAACCAGAUGUGCGACCGCAUGGCCCUUCUCCUGAAGGAGCAGACGUCUUACCCACCAACCCACUACAUCCGCAAAGUGCCCCAAAGAAAGAUCCACUACUUCACCUUCUUACAAAUGAUGCAGCUGCUGGUGCUGUGCACGUUUGGCAUGUACCCCAUCCCGUACAUGAAGAUGAUCUUCCCGCUGGUCAUGAUUCUCCUCAUCCCAAUCAGGAACAAUGUGCUUCCUCACAUCAUUGAGGCCAAAUACUUGGACAUAAUGGACGCCCAACACAUGUAGCUGCAGAAGAACUUGAGCUCCGAUCCUCAGAUAAAAAGAUCUCUGGAAUUUAAAAAAAGAAGAAAAAAAAGAAGAGAAUAAGAAGAUAGGAAAAAAAAGCAUAUUUUUCAAUGCAAAACUAUAUGGAAGCAAAAAGGAGAAAUACCGACCGUUUAGAUUUUUUUUUUUUUGUUUCUCUUAAGUAGAUUCUUACAGGUAAAGCACUGGAAAAGUGGGAAGUUGUGUAAGGAAGGCCGAUGAGAUGCAGUAAGCUGGCGGCAUCUCCGUGGAAAAGUUCAUGGGGGAUAAAAUACAAACACGAUAAUAAAAAGAAGAAAAAAAAAGAAAUGGACUGUCCAGAACUCCUUGUUUCCCCUCUGUUAGACCCAGAUUGUUCCCAAACCUCCAUGUUCUUCUCUCACACCUUCACGUUUAAUGGUGACACUUUACAACAUCCUAACUGCAGUGUAGCCGUGUGUGUUUGACCCGUGGGCCGGUGUUGGAUUCCCUCAUGCUGAAUAAGUGAUGAACAUGCUGCCACUGUACAACGCCUGUACUAGGAACGGUGUAAUGGCACAAUGCAAGUAUGAACAUGAUCUCUUUUGGCACUUUACUCACAUUGUGUUUUUACACAGUUAUUUAGGCAUGUUUUACAUGCAAACACCGUGUUUAUAAGUACUUAAAUACUGUCGAGUGGGUCCGUUAAAAGCACUGCAUUUUGGCCUCUGUAAAGUAAGCUUUUGACCUUUUUGUACAUCUAUCACUGUGCAGUGUUACGACGUCUACAUUCCUGUUCCUCUUAGCCGUGGCUCCCCGUUUUUCUAUGAAGGACACCUGCACACAUACGUAUUUAGUUUCUAAGUCAUUCCAACAAAUAUUAGUAUUUGAUGAGCGAAAAAAGGUGUGUGUGUGUGUGUGUGUGUGUGUGUGUGAGAGAGAGAGAGUGUGUGUGUGUGUGAGUGUCACAGACACAGAACUAAUCUGCCCUUCACCUAUCCACCUCUAAAAAACCUGUUUUAAAGGUGGAACAACGUCUUCAGACGAAUCAAAAACACAUUUCACGGGUAUUUAUUAUAUGUGAUUAUUUAGAACAACAGCACAAACCAAAAACACAUAGAAAGAAUAUUUAUCUUAUUAUAGAUAUAUUAGAAUAUAUCAUGGCAAUAUACAAAAAAUAUUAUUGGUCAAAUUGAGAUAGAAUAUUUAUGUAUCAUAAUGACAGCCUAUUCUACAAGUAAAUGAUAAUUUUGUACUCUAAAGUAUAAUUUUUGUGUUUGCUCCUUUACAUUCCACUUAGUCGUGUUGUUGUGUGUUCCCGUCCCAUGCGGCGCUGCCGCCGUGUUUACAUGCCGAGCCCGUCCUGCUCCACGUCACAGUCCAACACAGUUCUAGUGAAGGCACGGGUCAGGCUAAAGCUGAAGAGAAGAAAUGAAACGACAAAAAUACAACAAAAAAUAUCCUUUUAUAUUUUACUUAUUCCUUUUUUGUUCAUGGAAAAAUAUUCCAAGAUGAGAUUCAGAAUAACUCUUGUCUUUUUUUUCUAUUUAGAUGUUAUGAUUAGAACUGUGCUUGCAAAUGUUGUCAUGAUGUAAUAAUGCAGCGGUAUGGAGAGAUUUAUCUAGUUAACUACAGUUCAAAAGAAAAAAUUCUAAGCACUGGUUUGCUUAAAGCAUGUCUCAUCUGGAUUUUUCAAACAUUGUGAUGCCAGUUGACAUGUAUCCUACACGAGUAAAAAAGAAAAAGAGUAGCAAGUCAAAAAGCAACUUUCCAAUAAAGUGAAUGCAAUGCUCAAUAUUCAGCAAUACUGUGUAUAAAACAUAAGUUCACUGGUGAGAUGUGGGUUUCCCGCUGAAGCUACACCCGUCUCUGAAGAUGACAGGCUCGCUGUUUUUUUUAAAACGGCCACUUUUCUGUCCGUCUUUAUGAUGAAAACUACUCUGCUGAUUCAAUUAUUUCACACACCGAGGAGAAAACACUUUGCCCGCCAGAAGAGGCAUCUACAGUGCUUGAUUUCAUUUCAGUUCUGUUGCUUUUCCCAAAAUUCAGAUGGCAGCUCCCUCAUGCAGCUCUGUGCAACUUUGUCCCACAGAUGUGAGAAAGAUGUCCAAUUUAAGCAGAUGUCUCACGCUGCGAUAGCGAGGCAUGAAAGGAAAGCUCGGCAGCAUUUGCAUAAUCCUUGGACUAAGCCUUAAGGCAGCGCUGUUGAAAGAAGAACGAGAUUGUGAGGUAUAAAGUAAUAUGUACAGUUUGCAAUGCAAAGUUUAGUUUUAUCAAACAUUCAUUAUAAUCCAUGGCAAGGUAUUAGUUUCUAACUUUGGACUGAGAGCAGAGAUUUAAUUUUUCUUCUUAUGUGACAGUACUGUUGUUCCUUGAUAUUUUCAAUGUACUGAUGAUUUUGGAAUAGCAGCAAACUUCUCUCAGAGGACUUGAUAUUGGAUUUAGAGUCAAAAACCUACUACUCUGUGAAACCGUCACCAUCUUUUCUCCUGAUUGGAUUUGUUUUGAACUGCGUACUGUGGUGUUUUGUUUCGUUUGUUUCUUUUCCUGAUUUCAUAUAACCUACUUUUUCUAAUCAUGAAUGUAUGUGUGGAUUUUUAUAUAGCAUACUUAUUUAGGUGUCAAACAGAAUCUGUAAUUUUGUCAAAAAGAUCAGCUAUAUUUGUAAGCUGUAAUAUGUAAAAUGAAGAAAAAAAUGGUUAUCAAAAAGAAUGUGUUGGUUUACUAUAGUACAUAUAUAUAUACUAUACACUGAAAAAGAGAAAUAUCUAAAGCUGUUUGCCAAAUAAAAGUAGUA
Molecule: messenger RNA, 5479 nt
Organism: Cololabis saira (Pacific saury)
Lineage: Eukaryota; Metazoa; Chordata; Actinopteri; Beloniformes; Belonidae
Gene: slc4a11
Product: solute carrier family 4 member 11
Exons: 21
Coding region: 139-2706 (855 amino acids)
Biological process (GO): monoatomic ion homeostasis; transmembrane transport; monoatomic anion transport
Cellular component (GO): plasma membrane; basolateral plasma membrane
Molecular function (GO): solute:inorganic anion antiporter activity
Source: RefSeq, a predicted model, not a curated record